Messenger RNA from Penicillium bovifimosum, 312 nucleotides. Its product is annotated as DUF2406 domain-containing protein. The transcript is spliced from 3 exons. Bases 1 to 312 code for a protein of 103 amino acids. Lineage: Eukaryota; Fungi; Ascomycota; Eurotiomycetes; Eurotiales; Aspergillaceae. The record is from RefSeq and is a predicted model, not a curated record.
AUGCCUUCUUCGACGGCCUCUAGCGAGCGCUCCGGCUCGGUCAAGUCGCAACACAGCCCCAAGACUUCUCUCCAAACCAAGGCCGACCCUAACAUGGCCCUUUAUGAACAAGAGCCCACGGCUGUGAACCUCCAACCAGGAGCCCAGGAUACAUUUUCCCUCCGAGAUAUGCAGCAUAGAGACCGAGAGGGGAAGCUCAUCACCGAUCCCGAUCUCUCCAACCCCACGCGAAAUCGUCUUGAGCGCCCGCUAGAUACCAUCCGAUCAUUCGAUGCAGCCAUCGAGGCACAUCGCAAACAACAACGGUUUUGA